GAUUAAUCGCUGCUUACACCUUCGCGCGACAGGGGCGUUGCGAGCGCUCGUUUUUAUCCGCCUUUUACAUUUCCCACGCCGCGCCCACCCAAGGCGCGGGGCGCGGAUAGCCGUGGCUGGUGGAAGACCGAAGAGCGCGGCGGCGUCAAGUAUCGCGUCAGUGACGCGGCGUCGUUGCGCGUCGCUCUCUCGGCGAGAGUUUAUCGCGCGGGGAUCGUUUCGCCGAGCCACAGUCCACAACUCCAGGCAGGACGCACCGUGCCGCAAAGUAGUUGUCAAAAUGGCGGCGUGCGAGGGUUCCGCGAGCGUGAAUCCGAAUUGCGAGGUGGUGCGCGGGCAAACGUUCGAGGUCGGGCCGCGCUACACGAAUCUGUCAUACAUGGGCGAGGGCGCCUACGGCAUGGUCGUAUCUGCCUACGACAACCUCACCAAAACGAAAGUAGCCAUAAAAAAAAUAUCGCCUUUCGAACAUCAAACGUAUAGUCAGAGAACCUUAAGAGAAAUAAAAAUUCUCACAAGGUUUAAGCACGAGAACAUAAUAGAUAUAAGGGAUAUAUUAAGAGCGCCGACUAUGGAGCAAAUGAAAGACGUAUAUAUCGUUCAAUGUCUGAUGGAAACUGAUCUCUAUAAAUUACUAAAGACACAAGCUAUUAGUAACGACCACACAUGUUAUUUUCUGUACCAAAUAUUGCGGGGGUUGAAGUAUAUACACUCGGCGAACGUGUUACAUAGAGAUCUGAAGCCGAGUAAUCUGCUGUUGAAUACCACCUGUGACCUUAAGAUCUGCGAUUUCGGUCUAGCGAGAGUCGCGGAUCCGGAGCACAAUCACGCGGGUUUCCUCACGGAAUAUGUGGCCACGAGGUGGUACAGAGCUCCGGAAAUCAUGCUUAAUUCCAAGGGUUAUACCAAAUCCAUAGACAUUUGGUCGGUAGGCUGCAUUCUGGCGGAGAUGCUCUCGAGACGAGCAAUAUUCCCCGGCAAACACUAUCUAGAUCAGUUGAAUCACAUUCUCGGUGUUCUCGGAUCGCCCUCGCCGGAGGAUCUCGAGUGCAUCAUAAAUGAGAAAGCACGGAAUUAUCUCCAAUCGUUGCCAUAUAAACCAAAGGUACCGUGGACGAGUCUUUUCCCCAAUGCCGAUCCAAGAGCCUUGGACCUCCUAGACAAAAUGUUGACGUUCAAUCCUAAUAAGCGUAUCGUGGUGGAAGAUGCGUUGACGCAUCCCUAUUUGGAGCAAUAUUAUGACCCUACCGAUGAGCCUGUGGCAGAAGAACCGUUUAAGUUUGACAUGGAGUUGGAUGAUCUUCCAAAAGAAAUAUUAAAACAAUAUAUUUUUGAGGAAACUCUAUUGUUCCAAAAAAAUCAUCAAGAGAACGCUAUGUAGUCGACUGGCAUGCUGUUGCCAGAAUCGCAAUAGCGGAUACGCGUUAUGAACUGAAAAAAGAAUAGAAUGGCACAGAAAA
Mycetomoellerius zeteki is the source of this 1460-nucleotide messenger RNA. RefSeq names its product Mitogen-activated protein kinase rl (gene rl). The coding region runs from base 281 to 1381 and encodes 366 amino acids. NCBI's taxonomy places the organism in Eukaryota, Metazoa, Arthropoda, Insecta, Hymenoptera, Formicidae. The record is from RefSeq and is a predicted model, not a curated record. Gene Ontology annotation, biological process: protein phosphorylation. The transcript is spliced from 8 exons. Gene Ontology annotation, molecular function: ATP binding; MAP kinase activity.